Molecule: messenger RNA, 1044 nt
Organism: Blastocystis hominis
Lineage: Eukaryota; Bigyra; Opalinata; Blastocystidae
Exons: 5
Coding region: 1-1044 (347 amino acids)
Biological process (GO): protection from non-homologous end joining at telomere; interstrand cross-link repair; double-strand break repair via nonhomologous end joining
Molecular function (GO): 5'-3' DNA exonuclease activity; damaged DNA binding
Source: RefSeq, a predicted model, not a curated record
AUGAACUACUAUACAAAUGUGAAGUAUAAUUGUGAUUCACGACAUUUUCAUAUUUUUUUCCAGAUGGUAAAUAGAGAUUGUUUUAUUUAUAAUACGAACUUUGGGUUUGAUAUAAAUCUAGAGUGCUAUUAUUUGUUUAUUUCUCAUUGUCACACCGAUCACAUUCCUUGGAACAAAAUUCGUACCGAAAUAACAAAGAAGUAUCUGGAAAUUAAAUAUAAAUUUAAGGCUGAUAGGCCUGCUGUCUUUACCUUUAAUGGCCAGAACUAUUACAUUUGUAAGUUCAUCACAGUCAACGAAGAAAACACAUAUUACUUUUUCGAAGACGACGAUGUUAAAAGAGUUUUUCAGAAAGAAAGAAAUGAAUAUAUUUCGGAUUCAUGUUGCAUAAUAUCAUCAUUAAUCCAUUAUGAAGGCGAUCCUUACAGGAAUAUGAAGUUGGCACUCAGAAUGAAGCUUAUUGAUGCAAAUCAUGUUCCUGGUUCCUGCAUGUUUGUCUUUUGGAUAUAUAGAAUUAUCAACAAUAAUACUAUAUAUGGCAAACCACAAUUGUAUAUAUAUACAGGUGACUAUUUUUUAAAUGAUUCUAUUUAUAAACAGUUGAUGAAAUACAGAUAUGAAGAAAAGUGUUAUUCAACGACUAUUGUGAACGACAAUACUCGAGAAAGUGAUAUCGAUUAUGCUUUACCAACAGCUGAUGAAGCCUUCAGGAAAAUGAAAGACUUCAUUGAAAAUAAUAAAAAUCAACAUAAUGGUACUAUCACAGUAACGAUAGGUGCUGAUUGGGGAAUGGAGAAUGUGUGGGCGAUGUUAGCGAAAGAGUAUGAGACAUAUAUUUAUGUAAAUGAAUUAUUAUACAACCUAAUCCAAGCUUGUUGGGGAGAGGAUAUCGGACAGUAUUUUAUGAUUCAAAAAAAGUGUGGUGAUGAUAGAAGAGAGUAUUCCGGAAAUAAGAUAAGGUUUGAACUUAUACCAAAGAAAACGUUUAAUAGAGAAGUCACACAAUGGAAGGAUCUAAUGAGCCACAUGAUCCAGAGAACCUAG